This is a messenger RNA of Penicillium diatomitis, 1539 nucleotides long. It is a transcript of the gene erg1, whose product is annotated as squalene monooxygenase erg1. The transcript has a single exon. Bases 1 to 1539 code for a protein of 512 amino acids. Gene Ontology annotation, biological process: ergosterol biosynthetic process. NCBI's taxonomy places the organism in Eukaryota, Fungi, Ascomycota, Eurotiomycetes, Eurotiales, Aspergillaceae. Gene Ontology annotation, cellular component: membrane; endoplasmic reticulum. The record is from RefSeq and is a predicted model, not a curated record. Gene Ontology annotation, molecular function: flavin adenine dinucleotide binding; squalene monooxygenase activity.
AUGGCUUGCUCGCUGAAUGGCCAUGCGCCAAAGUCUCAACUCUCCGUCCAACGCCGCAUCGAACACCACGAGGCCGAUGUGGUAAUCGUGGGCGCGGGGAUCUUGGGCUGCGCGCUUGCGGUUGCGCUGGGACGACAAGGUCGCAGUGUGUUUUUGCUGGAACAGUCUAUGAAAGAGCCCGAUCGCAUUGUCGGUGAAUUGCUUCAACCAGGAGGCGUGCUGGCCCUGGAACGCCUGGGUCUGCGCGAUUGCCUCGACGGCAUCGACGCCAUCGAUGUGGACAGCUACUACGUCUCAUACUUUGGCGAGCCCGUGAAAUUGUACUAUCCCAAAGAGACCCCCUCCUCGCCUCGACCGAUCGGAAAGUCCUUUCACCACGGUCGGUUUGUCAUGAAGCUGCGCCAUGCCGCAUUGGCGUGCCCCAAUGUGAAGAUCGUGGAGACCAAGGCGACGGGGUUGGUGACUUCCUCUCAGGGGCAGGUGCUCGGCGUGGAAUGUCUCACCGGAAAUGCGAAGGAUUGCUACUUUGGCCAGUUGAACGUGGUCGCCGAUGGCUACGCGUCCAAGUUCCGCAAGGCACACCACCCACACUCACCCCGGGCUCGGUCCAAGUUCUGGGGUCUGGAGCUGAUCGAUGCCAAAUUGCCCUCACCCAAUUCCGGCCACGUCCUCCUGAGCGACAAACCGCCCGUCCUCAUCUAUCAGAUCGGUACCCACGAAACACGAAUCCUGGUCGAUAUCCCCGAAAACCUCCCCUCGGCCUCGGUGAAGAACGGUGGCGUCAAGAGCCACCUUCGAAAUGUUGUUCUACCCUCUCUACCCGACAGUGUCAGACCGUCCUUCGAGGCGGCUCUCGAUCAGGGCCAUCUACGCUCCAUGCCCAAUUCUUUCUUGCCUGCUUCCACAAAUAAGACGCCAGGCUUGUUGAUUGUCGGAGAUGCGCUGAACAUGCGACACCCUCUGACCGGCGGUGGCAUGACGGUGGCUCUCAACGACGUUUGCUGGAUCCGCGAACUCUUGAGUCCCGAAGCGGUCCCCAAUCUGGGCGACACGUCACAUGUACUCAAGCAACUGUCACGCUUUCACUGGAUGCGCAAGAACUCUUCAUCCGUCAUCAAUAUCCUUGCUCAAGCGCUAUACCAACUUUUUGCCGCCAAUGGUAAAUAUCCCACCUCAUCUUCUGACAUACAUUCUCUCUUUUUCACCCUUCAACCAUCUCCCGAAAACUCCCGCCUUGUCCUUUUUUGUCCUCAACUAACUUCGACUUCAGACACCAAUCUCCUCGCUCUCCAACGAGGCUGCUUUCGCUACUUCCAAAUCGGUCCCGUUGACGGACCAGUCGGUCUCCUUGCAGGCCUGAUCAAGCAACCCUUUGUACUUUUCCGCCACUUCUUUACCGUCGCAUUGCUCUCCAUCUGGGUGCUUUUCCGAGAAACUCCGCUUACGAAAAUGAUCAUGUUCCCCGUACGAUCCCUGAUGGUCUUCUGGACUGCCUGCGUGGUCAUCUUCCCCUUCAUAUUCGCCGAAUUUCGAACAUAG